AUGAAAAUAAGAUCGAGUUCGAAUAAUCGAUUAGUGUAUGUAUCAUUCACGGAUCGAAUUGCCAAAGUAAGUGUAGAUAUAGCUCGAUGGCAUCUCACAAUAGCAGCUGCUGCUUCGGCGGAAAAUGAAACUCAUUUUAGUGAUGCAAUUACCAAAUACCAAGAUUUGGAUUACGGCUCCUACUUUGAGAGCUUCCUGAAUGAUAUUCCAUAUUUCAAUGGUGAAUUACGAACAUAUGCACAGCUUCUUCAUCGGAAAGAUAUUGUAGCAAAGGCUCUAAUCAAACAUUUGAACAUUUCCGGAAGUACUUCAUUAAACACGUUGUUAGAAUUGACGACCGCAUUCGUGCAGGAUAUAAGAGAAGACUUUCGAAGUUAUAUAUGGGAAUUUAUGGAAGCUAUAAUAGGCAUAUUAGAAAGGUCACACGAGGAUAGAGAAAUUCUGGAGACUGUCUUUUUUACAUUAGCCAAGAUUUUUUGGUUGCAACGGCGACAUCUUGUCUGUGAAUUACAUGAAGUUUUCCGGCGCUUUAAACGAAUUUUUUGCUGUAAACGAUCUUAUUUACGUCGAUUCACUGCCGAAGCUCUUGCAUUUUUGUUGCGGAAGUCGAAUGCAGUUAUGAAGCUUAUAACAUUUUUGGCAGAAACAGCACACAAUGAGAUCAACAAUUCGUUGCUUAUUGAUGGCAUAUCUCGACUAUAUUUCAAUGCUCUGAAGAUUACCGGUGGACAGUUCCACAGCACGGCUCCGCAGCUGCUGUCAGAAAUUUUGCAAGCUUCAUUCGAAAUCGAGGAAAAUGGUGUCAGAAAUAUUGCGAUCCAGAUUUUGGUAGGCACGAUGUGUCAGUGUAGCGCCUACACAUCGAAGGAAUAUAGUGAAUUGCUUGUGGAUGUCAUUUUGAAGCAAUACAAAUCAGCUCUGGCAUCACUAGACAUAAUAAAAAGUUCGGCAUUGUCCAAGCUCUUAAAUGCUUGGAUAAGCCAAAAAAUGGGCAGGUCGCUGCAUAAGCCAUCAUCUUUGUUUCAAGUUAUAAUAGAUGGUGCGAAAAGUAGAACUGGACUAAUGGACAAAGAGACUGUUGGAUUACUCAGUAAUGCAAUCAUGAGGUAUCACGGCGAUAGUGAAUUACACAUCUUGAUUACCACAGUAGUCCGUAUGCUCAUGAGUGAUGACCAGAAAUGUGAUUUCAAUGUGGUAUUUGAUUUUCUUUAUGAGAUCUCCGAUGUUUCUUUAUUUGAUAUUUGGAUAAUGCCUAUUGUUGGUACAUUCAUGUCACAGCUUGUUAAACAAGAGGACUCUCAGAUCAUUAGCAGAAUUUUUAGAUUUUAUGCGGAUUUGUGCAGCAAACGAAGACCGAUUUGGAAAUAUAAAGAAGAGCGAAAUUGUUUCUUCGAUAUAUCUAAUCAUUUGGAAUUACGCAGUCGACUCAUUGAUAUCCUGAAAUCGGCAGAUAAAUUUGAUGCAGAAAUUGUGGGGUGUUGUUUGAUGACUUAUCCUUGGUUAUGGAAUCCGUCCGAAAACCCAGAAGGAAUUGCUGCUGUAUUCAGGAUUCUGGUAACUUCAAUGAGCAGCUUAGAUCGCGUUGAUGCACGUUUAUCUCUUCUUGCUGCAAAUGCAUGUCUCAUGUUUGAUCCCGGUUUAUUUAAACAAUUUACUCUUGAUACUCUGCUGCAAUAUUAUAAAAACAUGGGAAAUAACGAAGCAGCUCUCCGUACUUUGGCUUUGAUGUUGCCAUUCGUCGCAGAUUUCGAGGAACUGAAAAAUAUUUCUGCUAUGACCAAGGUAGCUAAUGAAAUUUUGCCAAUGUUUGGCCAUUGGAGCAGUUAUGUACGGCAAAUCGCUUUAGAAGUUUUGACUCAUUUUAAUGUUCCAGUGAAUAAUAUGAAUAACAACAAUGAAACAACUAUCGAAAUAGAAAGUGUUUUUAAUCUUCUCCUACGAUCUGAAAGAACACCAUGGACAUUAGGAGAAUAUAGGACCCGUUUGAUGAUUCUACGCCAACUUACUUACGGCGCACAUACAAAACAUAUGCCGCAAGGUUUUGAUAUAACAAUUGAAACAAUUCCUUUGCGUGUUAUUAUUGGGAAUCUCUAUGAACCGUUCACGAUUGCAUGGAAAGAGCUGAAAAAUAUUAUUCAAGAUUAUGCUUAUGGAUUAAAUAUUGAUACAUUUUUCUCACUGUUUUUGCCUUUUGUCGACCAAAUGGAGUUAAAGAGUCAGUAUGUUAUAUCUGAAAGUAGUGGCAGUUCAAACUGUGAUGUGCUUGACAAAAUGACAAUUAUCGGUGACAAAAAUCCUCGGAAUUAUGGAGCCUUUCGAUUGGAAAUGUUUGGGAUUCUUAGUCAUAUAAGUGAUUUGUGUGAACGUCGAACUAAACUGCUGAGUCCUCUUUUGAUUCGUCUUUUUAGAAAUGAAUAUCAACGAGAAAAUCUGUUGGAGAGACGAGAAAGCACCUUAUUAGGGGCUUCACCUAAUCUUUCUUGCUCUACAGAUAAGAAUGGAAGGAAACAUAAUGCUAACGACGAUUCACAAGUAUUUGGCACUGAAAAACCAGAAAAUAACGACAAAAAGAUAGAAAAAGAAGACGUAUACAUUGAGAGAAAAUUGAUUAGGAAUAGCCUAAUUACUCUUCUGGAAUUGUUCUCAAACUUCACUUCACCAAAAACUAUCUACAUGGCCAAUGAAAUUCGAGAUUUAUACAACGAACUUUUAAUGGUCGGUGAUGAAGCAGUGCAACAGCGGGCAUUGAAAUGCAUUUUUACCUAUAAUUAUAAAUAUCUUACACCCUACAGAGAAUAUCUAGAAAGUCUGGUGCAAGAACGAACCUUAAUCAGUAAUUUGGUGAAGUUUUCGAUUGAUUAUUAUAAUUCCGUGAUUGACAGCAAUCAUCGUGCUGGUGUUAUGCAGAUUGUAUUGAGGCUUCUGUACGGAAAAUGUAACAUACAUUGUAAAAAAAAUAUGACGGAGCGAUGUGCAACUCUAUUUCGGUUUCUUGCUGGAUGCACUCCAAAUGAACUGGAUUUCUUUUUGAAGCUGCUCUUUGCACCUUUGCUGAAAGUUAUUGGUGAAGAACAGUCACUGGAAAUAUUUUGUAAGCGAACAGUUUCAACUUUUGAUUCUUCAUCAAUGGUUCCAUUACAGAUUAUCAAAGGGUUUGCCUUUCUUUUCUUAAAAUAUAAUUAUUUUUGA
Messenger RNA from Cercopithifilaria johnstoni, 3189 nucleotides. The record is from the annotation of a GenBank genome assembly. NCBI's taxonomy places the organism in Eukaryota, Metazoa, Nematoda, Chromadorea, Rhabditida, Onchocercidae.